AUGGACUGUAAUUUAGAAACUGAUACUAGUGCACAAGAAAAACUAUGUAACCCAGUAAAUGGGGAAAGCGAAAUUCAAGAUGAAAAUUUCGAUACUUUUCUGGGUUCAAAUUUAACAACUAAGCAUGAAUCAUCUACUCUAAAUUCUUCGGAUAAAACAGAUUCUUAUUCUCCAAAGUCACCAGUAAGAUCAAGAAGCUCAAGUAGAGAAUCGGAAAAAUCUAAUAAAAGUUUGAGCAAUACUUCCGAUACAUCCGAAAAGAAAAGUAGAAAGUCUGAAAAUGAAACUCUCAAUUUUGUUGAAGCAGAUGCAGAGUUAACAAAAAUUAAUUCAUCAGAAAAUAAUGUAGAUUGCAAUGAAAAACAAAACUCAACUGAUCAAGAUGUAACCACUUGUUAUGAAAAUAAUUGUGAUGACAGCAAUGUGAAUUUACACAACGGCAAUGUGGAACAAGAUAAUAGAAGGUCCAGGAGUGGUUCAAAUACUUCAAGAAAAUCUAAUAGUAAAUCACCCGAUUUAAGAAAAUCUAGGAGUAAUUCUGUUACAUCUGUAAAAAGCGAAUCAGCAAAAUCUAGAAGAUCAAGAAGUGGUUCAGCUGCAUCAAAACAUUCAAGAAACGGUUCACCUGCAUCUAGAAGAUCAAGAAGUGGCUCUGCUGCAUCAAGACGUUCUAGAAGUGGUUCAGCUGCAUCUAGGCGAUCAAGAAGUGGCUCAGUUGUAUCAAAACACUCAAGAAAUGGUUCACCUGCAUCUAGGCGGUCAAGAAGUGGAUCUGCUGCUUCAAAACGUUCACGAAGUGGUUCUGCCGCAUCAAAGCGUUCACGAAGUGGAUCUGCCGCAUCAAAACGAUCACGAAGUGGUUCUGCUGCGUCCAGACGUUCCCGAAGUGGUUCUGCUGCGUCCAGACGUUCCCGAAGUGGUUCUGCUGCGUCUAGACGUUCUAGAAGUGGUUCCGCUGCAUCCAGACGUUCUAGAAGUGGGUCUGCUGGAUCGAAACGUUCCCGAAGUGGUUCUGCUGCAUCGAAACGUUCACGAAGUGGUUCUGCUGCAUCGAAACGUUCACGAAGUGGUUCUGCUGCAUCGAAACGUUCACGAAGUGGAUCCGCUACAUCGAAACGUUCACGAAGUGGAUCUGCCGCAUCAAAACGUUCACGAAGUGGAUCUGCCGCAUCAAAACGAUCACGAAGUGGUUCAGCUGUGUCCAGACGUUCAAGAAGUGGUUCUGCUGCAUCGAAACGUUCACGAAGUGGGUCUGCUGCAUCCAGACGUUCCCGAAGUGGUUCUAAAGGAUCAAAUAGAUCACGAAGCAAUUCAAAAGAAUCCGAUCGCUCUAGAAGUGGUUCUCGAAAGUCGCGUUCUAGGUCUACUUCUCCGUCUGGCUCUGAAAAAAUAUCACGGAAACGUAAACAAUUAUUAUCGGAUUCUGAGGAAGAAGAAGUUGUUAAAAAAAAAAAACCUUUGUCUGACAAUGAAGAAGAUGAUGUAGAAAAAGAAAAUGUCGAAGAUGAACAGGCAAAGACGGAAACUAAUGAGGAAAAUACGAAUGAAAAUAAUGAAGCUAUACUUCCGACAAUUUUGGACAUGCUUUCCGAUUUUGAUUUAAUGCUUCAAAAAAAGAAAGAAGAGCAAACUAAGAGAAAAAGACGGAAAGAUAUUGAUAUUAUUAAUGACAAUGACGAUAUAAUUGCUCAGUUGAUAGGAGAUAUGAAAGGAGCAGCAGAAGAGGAUAGAAAGUUAAAUCAAGAAAUGCAACCGGCAACAAAUAAAAUAGCCAUGCUACCAACCGUAAUGUCCCAAUUAAAGAAACAUGAUUUGCAAUUAGCUUUCAUCGAACAUAAUGUCUUAUCAGUUUUAACCGAUUGGUUAGCUCCUAUGCCAGACAGGAGUUUACCUUCUCUUAGAAUUCGUGAAAACAUAUUGAAAUUGUUAAGUGAAUUUCCUAGGGUGGAUCAGUCAACAUUGAAACACUCCGGCAUCGGGAAAGCCAUUAUGUAUUUAUAUAAACAUCCGAAAGAAACAAAGGAAAAUAAGGAGAGAGCCGGGAAAUUAAUUAACGAAUGGGCAAGACCCAUAUUUAAUUUGUCGACGGAUUUUAAAGCAAUGUCUAGGGAAGAAAGACUGCAAAGAGAUUUGGAACAAAAUCCAAAAAGACUUAGAUCUUCGAACGAUACCUCUUACAGUGAAGACAAAGAUAUUAGCAAAGCUUUUAAGGACGAUGGUAAACCUUUAAGACCUGGAGAUAAGGGUUGGGUUGCCAGAGCCAGAGUUCCGUUACCUUCGACAAAAGAUUACGUAAAUCGACCCAAAUGGAAAGUCGAUACCGAUAUUAGCAGAUCGACGAAAAAACAAAUGAAUCGAUUUGAAAGGCACAUGAAAAAUUAUAUAGAUAAUAAAAGACUCAAACAAUCUAGAAGAGCAGUUGAAAUAUCAAUAGAAGGAAGAAAAAUGGCUUUGUAA
Messenger RNA from Pediculus humanus corporis (human body louse), 2457 nucleotides. RefSeq lists its product as uncharacterized. Bases 1 to 2457 code for a protein of 818 amino acids. The record is from RefSeq and is a predicted model, not a curated record. Gene Ontology annotation, cellular component: nucleus. NCBI's taxonomy places the organism in Eukaryota, Metazoa, Arthropoda, Insecta, Psocodea, Pediculidae. Gene Ontology annotation, biological process: poly(A)+ mRNA export from nucleus. The transcript has 5 exons.